Pomacea canaliculata is the source of this 3414-nucleotide messenger RNA. RefSeq lists its product as uncharacterized. The coding region runs from base 518 to 2419 and encodes 633 amino acids. The record is from RefSeq and is a predicted model, not a curated record. The transcript has 20 exons. Lineage: Eukaryota; Metazoa; Mollusca; Gastropoda; Architaenioglossa; Ampullariidae.
UUUCUGUACCUGGCUACCUUGAGUAUUUUAUGUAUCUGAUGUAUUUGUCAUCACCACUAGACUAGUCAUCUACUGUCUCAUCGUCACAAUCAUACUACACUAGUCACUGGCAUCCCACUUGUCAUCAGUGUGAUGUCAUCUGUCUGUUGACAUCUUGUGUCACAAACACCAGACACCUGACUGUCACAGUGUGCAAGACCCGAGGCCAAAGUUAGCUUGAAGGUGACACCGGACUUGUAACCGACUUAUUAUGUCAUGUCACACGCCGACUGUGCCAAUAUCUACAGAGCCUCUAUUUACAUGCCACAGAUGCUGCAAAUGGCGGCUUGCAUACGGGUCUGCCACUGAUGGACCAAUGGGGUGAUGGACACGUUGACACAUUCCAUGUCUAGUAGCAACUAAAUUUAUGACAGCAGUAAAAACAACAAACAACGGAUAACGGAUAUAAAUACUGAAGCCUACAGACCCCGGACUGCAGUUUCCAGUGAGACAGACACCUGACAAAGCUGCCGUUACCAUGGAAGGAAUAAAAAGUUUGGUCCUGACCGCUGUAGUCUUGCUGGUCAUCAGUACAGAUCCCACAACAUCUGAAGAGCAAAGUGCGGAUGAAAUUGUCAAGAAAAUAGAAAAUGACUUCUGGCGAUGGCGCCUGCAGGACGCCCCGGAGUUCGCCAGUCAAGUGGGGGACACCUCCUACAACGACAUCCUCGAGUCCUUCAACGUUUCUGUCUACCAGACUCGCAAGGACAAGGUCAGUGAGUUCAUGGACAGACUUGGAGAAGUGAACAGCAGUUCUCUGAGCACAGGUGGCGCUGUGGACUUUGUCCUCCUCAGUCGACAUCUCCAGACGUUUCUCGAUGGCGCCGCCUUUGACAUGUAUCAGGCUGUUAACCCCGUCAACUUCAUGGAAGGUGUCACCGCAGACCCCGGAGGCUUUCAACUGUACCUGACCUUCUCCACCAUUGACGACUUCCACAACUACACCCAGAGGCUGAGCCUCCUACCCAAGCAGAUUGAUGAAAAAAUUGAGUUGAUGAGAAUCUCAAUAAAACUGAGGCACACACUGCACAAUGUGUCUGUGGAGGGUGUCUUGCCACAGAUCGACCAAAUUCUGUCAGUGGACGACACGCAGUCGCCGUUCUAUGUUCCUGCCUUCACGACGAAGCUGAACGAGUCCGAUGUCUCAGACGAUAUCAAGGAGACAGUGAGGACCAGGGCUCUCGCAGCUCUUGGCCAUGUCAAGGAGGCUCUGAGACGACUGAAGACGUUUCUGGAAGACGAGUACAUGCCCAACACGCGCACCACGUGGGGGGUAGGGGGACUGGCCAACGGCACGGCGCUGUACGAGCAGUGUCUGCGCUACCACACCAGCACCGACAUGACCCCACAACAGGUUCACGACCUCGGCCUCAGCGAGAUGGCGCGCAUCCAGACCAACAUGCAGGCCGCUCUCGACAGACUCGGUGUCAAUGGAACCCUCCAGGAGUUUUACAAGAGCGUUCGCCGAGAUCCUCACUUCUACAAGAACACUUCGGAGGAGCUCUUACAAAUGUUUGAGGACUACAUCGCUGAAGCCAGCUCUAAACUGUCUUCUCUCUUCAAAAACAUUCCAGACUAUCCUCUGAGAGUUCUCCCUCUUCCCUACGAUGGACCAAAUCUUUAUCAAAGUGGAUCUCAAGAUGGCACAGUGCCGGGUACAUUUUAUGCAAAUGUCAUGAAUCCUGCCAGCAGUCCUACCAUCAGCAUGAUGUCCCUCACUCUUCACGAAACGCUACCAGGACACCACUUGCAGACUAUCUACUCGUUCACCGCCAAUCUCCCUCCCUACCGAGCUUUCACUGACAACAGCAACUACUACAGGAUGCCGGCCACCUUCCCCAUCAACACGGCCUACAUCGAGGGCUGGGGGCUGUACGCGGAGUUCCUUGGCGAGGAGAUGGGCGUGUACACUGACGACUACAUGCUGAUGGGGCGCUACUCCGAUGAAAUAUUCCGUGCUGUGCGGCUUGUGGUGGACACAGGGCUUCACUACUUCGGUUGGGAGCGCCAGCGGGCCAUUGAGUUCAUGCUCAACAACACGGCCAAGUCUCGCCAGACGGCAGAGAUGGAGAUCAACCGUUACCUGACGUGGCCGGGCCAGGCCACCGCCUACAAGAUCGGUGAGAUCAAGCUGAGAGACCUCAGGAACAAAGCCACUGCCGCCCUAGGUGACCACUUUGACAUUCGCGAUUUCCAUUCACUGAUUUUGGAGAAUGGCAAGAUGCCGCUGGACCUUCUGGAGCAGCUUGUGGAUGAAUGGAUCGCCUCUCACCCAACUUCCGGUGGAACUUGGCUGUCUGGAGCGUGGUGGAGCAAACCUCUGUUGUGGUCGACUUUAGUUUGUUGGAGUGUAAAGGAACUGAGUGGACAGUUCUUCUGAAAAGUCUAGUAAAAUCCUCAAACAUGUUGAUGUUCGUUAUCACUUCGUUUGCCAAUCUAUUUAGUUAGCUUUUUUUGAAAAGAUAAAUGUAAACGGAUAAUUUUUUCACAAAGCUUCUCCCCCAGAAAAACAACAAAUUUCAUAAAAACUUGGAUUUGUACAAAAAGUAGUGGGCAAUACAGACGAUGUUACUUUAUGAGAGGUGUUACUUGCAUCCCUGUGCAUUAAACACGACAUACUUAUAUAACCAUAUGUAUAGUCAGAAGAAGAAAUUAGUUAACAUGCUAGAGGAUUUGUACGUGUUUGUGUGUCUGUACAGUCACAAUGUCGGCGGUUGUAGCUGUGAAGGAAAACUGCAAUUUUUAGGAGUCAAUAAAAACUCAGUGUAAGAUGCUAUUUCCGAAACUCUGGGUGAAUAUGUCACUGCUGUCCACAUCACCGUCAACAACAUCAUUAUGUACAGAAAGAUCUUGGAGUUGUGAGGUCGUGUCUGUACAUAAAUACCCUUAAUUACAAUAUGAUCUCAACUCUCCAACUGGCUGAGGUCUUGUCGUCAAGGCUCCAUUACAGUCUUGACCUCUGUGUUCCGUGACAACUGACAUGUUUGUAGACAUGCAUCUCGAGAACGGAGGAUGUACAUUCUUUAGGUUCUGAAAAUAACCCCAUACACUGGCAGUCAUUAGAUAAAAAGCUUGCACCCCAGCAGAUCUUUAAGUUCACCCACAUCAGAUUUAUCCCAGGCAGCGACUGUGUCACGUGACUACAUCACACACCGAUGCGACUGUUGGCCGACAGGUGGGCGAUGAGGACGACAGCUGCUGGUAUUGCAUCACCAUUACUGUUACUUGCACGGUUAUCUUUCCAGUAACUUUAUGGCUCUGCCAUUGUAAUAAUAAUUUCUAUUUACUUAUAAAUAUUUUAUUUUGUAAGCCAUUUGUCUCAUGUAACAGAGAAAUAAAAAUAAUGCAUGCAUUCGUGGGUACGUGUGUGCGUGU